Exaiptasia diaphana is the source of this 633-nucleotide messenger RNA. RefSeq names its product MAM and LDL-receptor class A domain-containing protein 1. The coding region runs from base 1 to 633 and encodes 210 amino acids. The transcript is spliced from 5 exons. Lineage: Eukaryota; Metazoa; Cnidaria; Anthozoa; Actiniaria; Aiptasiidae. The record is from RefSeq and is a predicted model, not a curated record. Gene Ontology annotation, cellular component: membrane.
AUGAUCGGGAGUUGCCGUAAUUGCCCUUUAAACGAUCUUGAAUGCUCACUCAACGAAAGUAAAGUAGACGCGACGGACGAAAAAGCUUAUUGCAGAGACUUUUCUUUGUGCUCAUUUGAAAGUGGCUUUUGUGGUUUAAGCCAUAGCAAGAAUUACCAACUUAAAUGGAUCAGAAAUUCUGGAAAGACGAGUUCAGAUGGUACUGGACCACAAUCUGACCAUACCAGAUGUAACAAAAAGGACGGGGAUUACAUUUAUAUUGAUGCAUCAAAAGGCAAAAAGGGAGAUAAAGCAAGACUCGAAAGCGAUUGGCUAAGUGCUGGAGAAACGCUAUGUUUGCAGUUCUGGUAUCACAUGUGGGGAGUACGCAUGGGUACACUAAGGAUAUUAAUGAAAACCAACCAAUUUGAAAUAACUGUUUGGGAAGAAUUUGGCAACCAAGAGGACGAGUGGCAAUUUGGACAAACACCGUUAAAACCCGAUGGCCAAAAUCAGUACAAGUUCGUCAUCGAAGCAGAAACCAUAGACGGUGAUGAAGGCGAUAUAGCAGUUGAUGAUGUCAGACUUAACGAAGGAUCUUGUCAAAAAAUUAUUGAUAACCGUAAGUUCAAUCAGAGAGAUGUAAGGAAAUAG